Messenger RNA from Phragmites australis (common reed), 990 nucleotides. Its product is annotated as aquaporin NIP3-2-like. The transcript has 4 exons. The coding region runs from base 121 to 990 and encodes 289 amino acids. Lineage: Eukaryota; Viridiplantae; Streptophyta; Magnoliopsida; Poales; Poaceae. The record is from RefSeq and is a predicted model, not a curated record. Gene Ontology annotation, molecular function: channel activity. Gene Ontology annotation, cellular component: membrane. Gene Ontology annotation, biological process: transmembrane transport.
AUUCCUUGGUGUCCUACAAAGAUCAAAGCAUCCGAAUUUAGCAUCACCAUCCAGUUCAACCCAUCACCUAGUUACAUUUAGUUGCUUAAUUGCCUUCGAGAGGAAGAGCAAAAGAGCGGCAUGGAUGCGUCUGCAGUUACAGUCCCUCCCAUGCAGACAAGUGAGAGCAACAGGAUUUCCAUCACCAUCUCCCCAAGGGCUGCAAGCUCCAAGAUCAUGCCAUAUGAGUUGGCCGAUGACGGCAGUGUCAGGUCACAGUCACAGGUUGAUCCUGCAGAAUCCUGUGAUGCUCAUGCAACUCACAAUCACCGUUGGAAUCAAUGCUUACCAAAGAUAGAAGCAGCUCCACUAAUCAAGAAGGUGAUCGCGGAGUUCCUUGGCACAUUUAUACUGAUCUUCACAGUGCUGUCCACCAUCAUCAUGAAUGAGCAGCACGAUGGCGUUGAGAGCCUACUCGGAAUCGCAACGUCUGCAGGUUUAGCCAUCACAGUCCUUGUGCUGUCCCUCAUCCACAUAUCCGGCUGCCACCUGAACCCAGCCGUUAGCAUCUCCAUGGCCAUGUUUGGCCACCUUCCCCCUGCACACCUUCUGCCUUACAUGACUGCACAAAUUCUUGGCUCCAGCGCCGCUUCCUUCACCGUGAACGGCAUCUAUCAUCCUGAGAACCCUGGGAUUGCCACCGUACCAAACAUUGGCACUGUCGAAGCGUUCUUCCUUGAGUUCAUCACAACAUUUGUACUUCUGUUCAUUAUCACUGCUCUUGCUACUGAUCCCCACGCAGUGAAAGAGUUGAUAGCAGUUGCAGUUGGGGCAACAAUCAUGAUGAAUGCUCUUGUCGCAGGACCAUCAACAGGAGCAUCGAUGAAUCCUGCACGCACAAUUGGUCCUGCAAUUGCCACCGGAAGAUACACCCAGAUUUGGAUCUACAUGGUGGCAACGCCGCUGGGUGCUAUAGCUGGAACUGGGGCCUAUGUUGCAAUUAAACUGUAG